This is a messenger RNA of Rhizophagus irregularis DAOM 181602=DAOM 197198, 1950 nucleotides long. RefSeq lists its product as uncharacterized. Lineage: Eukaryota; Fungi; Glomeromycota; Glomeromycetes; Glomerales; Glomeraceae. The record is from RefSeq and is a predicted model, not a curated record.
AUGACUUAUAUAGCUAUACUGCAUAUUACGAUAAUACGAAAAUACAAAAUUGGAAAUCGUGUUCCAGAGAUAUGUUCUAAAUUGAAUUUAGAAAUUAUUAUACCCAUACUGACUACUGAGUCACGUAAAAUAGAAACCAAUGACCAUAAAGUAAAAUUACAGUGUUUAGUUCUUCCUUGGGGGAAAGGAGUUCACCAUAAACCUUUGAAGCAGUUUACCAUAUUGCCUGUAAAUAUCCUUGCAAGCUAUUCUGUUGGAGAGCUUAAAAAAGCCAUUUAUGGAGAAAAGCCAAAAGCCUUUACAGAUUUUUCUGUGGAUGAGCUUAACCUUGGUUUAGUUUCCAUCUUUUGCAAUGAGAUAAUUACAUUAGGUACAGACCCAGAAGCGUAUGUAAAAAUUAGAUUACUGGAGAAAAGAAGACUAGUACCUAUUGAGAACGAACUCAAACACGUAAUGCACAGAGAUGUAGAUAAAUUUUUAGAUUUAUUAUUUCUGAUUAUAGAAGAACAUAAAUGUGUAGUUGGCAGAAUUUUGGAAGAAUUCCAUGCAAGUUGCUAUCCGUUCUUUGGAAGAAUAGGAGCAGUAAAACGCAAGCCCGAUAUUGUUCUAUUUAACAGAAAUCAUGUUAUACAGAAAAGAUAUGAAGAAGUGGUAUACUGGAGUAACAUCCAUGUUAUCGAAGAAAUAAAACGCACUUGCCAAAGCGACAAUAUAUCCACUGAUCUAGAACUGGCUGGUUAUGUGUGGGAAAUUUUUGGUAAUCAACAUAAUAGAAGGUUUGUCCUUGGGUUUACAUUGUGUGGUGGUUUUAUGAGAGUGUGGCUUUUUGACCGCUCAGGGGGUAUUAGUUUGAACAGAAUUGACAUUUAUCAUGAUCCUACUAUGUUUAUUCGAGUAAUUACUGGGUUUGCCACCAUGGAAUUAUUUCAGCUUGGAUAUGAUACAACUAUUAUGGAUUUGCUACUGAGACUUGGGUGCAUUGAGAUAGAAAAAUGGGACAAACAGCGACCAGAAAAUAAAAAGACUGAAAGAUUUGCAUUAAUUGAAACGAUUUUUCAUCGAGCAGUAAUAAGUGGGCGUGAAACUAUCUGUUGGAGAGCAUACCAUUUAGAUGAAGACGGAAAGGAAAUGACAGACAAAGAAUUUGUCAUAAAGGAUUCGUGGCGAUCCAUCUCACGAAAAAACACAGAGGGCAACUUACUUAAAAAAGCAACAAAUGCACUAAAACAUAUUCCUGAUACACAAAUCGUGAAAUAUUAUCAUCACGAAGAUGUUACUUUGAUAGACGGUAACAGUCAAGACAAAAAUGUUGAUGACACAUUCACUUAUAUUCGAAAACAGUUGCAUCUUUUUCUCGAUAGCAUUUCAAGCAACAAUAUGACCACAGCACGAGAAAACUGUUCUAAUGAAAAUUAUACCAGUGAUCGCUCUUCUGGGAGAUCAAAAUCAUCUGGUUUCUUUAAAGAACAGAACUUUUACUUCGUAGGCAAGACCCAGUUGAGAGAACCAGAAUAUCGUAUCUACACUAGACUAAUUACCUCUACAUGUGGAAAACCCAUUUACCAUUUCAAUGAUCAAGUAGAACUGCUCACUGCCUUAUAUGAUGCCAUAGAAGGUCAUCGGAAUUUAUUUCGCAUUGCUAAUAUUUUACAUGGGGAUAUUUCGCUGUACAAUAUCAUGAUAGGAGCAGAUGGCCGAGGAUUUAUCAUAGAUUUAGACUAUGCUAUUGAUCUUGGCUUUGACCAAUCUUCGGCCACAGAUUGUGACCAAAAAAAAGAUGCACCGUGCUACAGAACUGGGACUUUACCUUUCAUGGCUAUAGAGAUUCUAAAUCAUAAUGCAAAACAUACAUUUCAACACGACCUAGAAUUUUUCUUCUAUGUUUUAUGCUGGAUUUGCUCUGAGUAUAAGGGCUCUCGUGGCAAAUUACGUGCUAGAGAUUGUAAAUGA